AUGGACUUGGCGGUGGCGGAGGCCUCAAUCCGUAGAGAACGGUGGCAGCUCAGACCCGGCGAUCAUAUCUACGCCUGGCGCAGCAGGUUUGCCUACGCCUUUCCCCAUCAUGGAAUCUACGAAAGCGACAGGAAGGUGAUCCACUUCACUAGGGACACCCCCCCUUCAGAGCAGUCGUCAGCUGCAACAGUGGAAGAAGUAGUAAAAACAAGAGCACUAGCAACAGCACUAGCAACAGCAGCUGCAGUAGCAGCAGGACCAGUAGGAGCAGCAGUAGUAGCAGCAGGAACAUUAGCAGCAGCAGCAGGAGGAGGAGGAGCGCCAGUCUAUGCCUUAUCACCAAGCUAUGACUUGUGCUGGGAGUGCCGUCAAGCUAUGCGUGGCGGCGGCGGCGGCGUCGUCAGCUACUGCCUGGACUGCUUCCUGAAAGGGGAUAAUCUUCGCGUCUUCGCCUACUCAGCGCCUUUCUGGUUCUAUAACGCGAGCGCACAAAUUGGGAUGAUUACCAACAGGGCUCUAGAGACCUGCUCCAUGGAAGCUGAAGACCCACCGGACACGGUCUUGCGCCGCGCCAACGACCUACUCGCCCGCAACGGCUUCGGCAGCUACCACCCUUUGGCCAAUAACUGCUACGACUUUGCCUUUUACUGCAAGACAGGGCGCCAUCCUCUUGCUUCCCCAGCAAGACAGCGGGACGAGAAUACCUGCAUGAUCCUGUAG
Miscanthus lutarioriparius is the source of this 720-nucleotide messenger RNA. The record is from the annotation of a GenBank genome assembly. Lineage: Eukaryota; Viridiplantae; Streptophyta; Magnoliopsida; Poales; Poaceae.